AUGUGCAGUAAGGCUGACGGGUUCACUGCAAGUAACGUCUACAGCAGAACUGAGGAGGAGGAGACAUGUCACGAAGACCAGGAGUGUCGUAGAAGAGCUAAAAGGGCCCUUGCAGAUGCGUCCAGCCGUACAAAAUGCAGUAUGUACCGGGAGGACUAUAAAUGUUACGAUGCGAUUCCGAAGACCUGCAACUUUUCCGGGAAAGUGGCCACCCAAAAGAACAAUUGUGUUUCGAAGUGCAAGUCAUUGAAUGUCACGGUCAGCGAAAACUGUGAAUUGAAAGAUGUAGCCCAAUCAGCCAGUCCCGUUUCCAAUCUUCCUGCUUCCAUGACAACCAUAUCUCCAGUUGUUAAUGAUAGUCAUACAGCUGGAAGGGAAACGACAACUGCGAUUCAGAGCGGCACAGCUGACGAUGACGACAACGCUGGCCGAAUAUUGGGAAACAUGACGGACACUGGCAAUGACGUCCGUACCCUGUCACCACUAUCUGAUGAAAGCAAAUCAGGUGCUGGUUUAAUGCGGGCACCUGUGGGUGUUAUGGAGAUCCUGCUUGUAUGGACACUUGGACGUUUACUGUAACAAACACCUGAGACAAAACGGGUUACUUUUGUUUCACCU
Messenger RNA from Haliotis rubra (blacklip abalone), 618 nucleotides. RefSeq lists its product as uncharacterized. The coding region runs from base 1 to 579 and encodes 192 amino acids. The transcript is spliced from 4 exons. The record is from RefSeq and is a predicted model, not a curated record. Lineage: Eukaryota; Metazoa; Mollusca; Gastropoda; Lepetellida; Haliotidae.